GCCAACGCCUGACUCCCGAAGCGGCUGGCGCAGCAAGAGUUGAAAUUCAAGCUUGUUCUCGCGCAGUGUCGCCAUGAAGGUCCAAGUCCUGGCGGGGGUGAUCCUCUGCUUGCUGGCGCUCGUGCAGGAGAGUGUUAGCGCCAACGCCCGGAAGAAGGACAACAGCUGUGUAUUGUCGGGUGGAGUAUGCAAAAAAUCAUGCCGCGCCCCACUCCUUGAGGAAGACUGCCCAGGACAACGAGUGUGCUGUGGCCGGCGCGGGGUGCUUGCAAAAGGCGGCAAUUCUAACCGUGGGAAAGAUCUCGCAAGCAGAAGGGAAACGGAAAGAAACAACAAGAGGAAGUUAAGACAACAGAAAGGGGAAGACAAAGCAAGCAAGAAAGGUACUGGUAGAAACACUAAGAAAAUGAAAAAGGAGGAUCGAAAGACACGAAAACAACAGCAGAAGAAAGAUAAGAAGAAGAAUCAAAGGAGAAACAAAGAGAACUCAAGGGAGAACCGGGGACCAGAAAGACAGAAUAAGGAACAUAAAGGAAAGAACGGCGUCGAAAAGGAGAAAACAAAAGAAGGGAUAAAGAAAAACAAAGCGAAGCCAACCAAAGCAAAAGGUCAGGAAAAGGAGCCACAAGCAAUUAACAUCCAAAGAUCAGGAAUGAAGGUUACAUCAAAGGACACUGAUGGAGAAAAGCGCCUCUGCAAGAAGACCCCCAAAAAAUGCAGAAACCAGGGAGGCAAAUGCGUCAAGGCAGGAACGUGUACGACUCAGACCCUCAAGAGCAGAUGCCGCGGCUCCUCGUGCGAGUGCUGUCUUACUGCAGAAUAUAUUCAGAAACCGAGAGCCUUUAGUAGAUGUAAUGUCAUAAUUCAGUUGAUAUACAAUAACUGUGUAAAGAUUGGGCGACCCCGGAGAUAUGCUGCUAAUCUGUUCAGGACUAAGCUUGCUGAAUUAGAUUAG
This is a messenger RNA of Penaeus vannamei (Pacific white shrimp), 955 nucleotides long. The record is from RefSeq and is a predicted model, not a curated record. Lineage: Eukaryota; Metazoa; Arthropoda; Malacostraca; Decapoda; Penaeidae.